Molecule: messenger RNA, 1479 nt
Organism: Microplitis mediator
Lineage: Eukaryota; Metazoa; Arthropoda; Insecta; Hymenoptera; Braconidae
Product: prion-like-(Q/N-rich) domain-bearing protein 25
Exons: 8
Coding region: 1-1479 (492 amino acids)
Source: RefSeq, a predicted model, not a curated record
AUGUUGACUGAAACUAAAUAUUUGAUAUUGAUUGUAGCACUGACUUUGAUUGCUCGUUUCGCACGAUCAACUGACAAAAAUAUAGAUGACUGCAAACAUAAUAGCGAUACUUGUGAUCCAUAUUUGGCACAACCAUGCUGUGAAAAAAGCGACGUAUGUCAACGGGGAAUAACAAAGAUAACAUUUUAUUGCAUGGAAGCAGAUAUAUUAGGUAGGUCUUGUGAAAUCGAUCUUGAUUGUUACAAAAUAAGCAACGCCAUAUGUUCAAAAAAUAAAUGCGUUUGUAAAUCAAAUUAUGUUCCACAUGAGAACGAUACUACAUGUUUGCCUUUAUUGGGAGCGAACUGUGAGUCAUAUGAAAAGUGUGUUCCUCAUAAUUCUAUUUGUGAGGAUGGUCAAUACUUUUUGGGACAAUCAUGUCAAAAUGAUGAAGAUUGCCGGAGAAUAAUGUAUGCUGAAUGUUCUGGAGAUAAUAAAUGUUCUUGUCGAUUCGAAUACGUUGAAAAAGAUCAGUCAACAUGUCGACCUCUUUUACAUUCAUUUUGUGAGACAAGUGAAGAAUGUCUUACUAAUAAUUCCGCUUGUAUCGAUAAUCAUUGCCAAUGCAAGGGUGACUUCGCACCGCAAUCUUAUGAUCGCUGUUCACCAACUUAUUUCGAUUCAAAAGUUCAUGUGAAUGGUAAAGUAUUUUGUCCACGGAACCACAUUGCAUUGAACGAAACGAUUUGUGCACCACUUUUGAAUGGACUCUGUAUGACAAGUGAAUUUUGUGUGGUAGAAAAUUCUGCUUGUAUUAAUUCUAAAUGUCAAUGUAAACCUAAAUAUGUGGCACGAAUUGAUAAUAAUUGCUUACCAACAUAUUUGCAAGGAUCAUGCAAUCAUGAUUUUGAUUGUUAUAAAAUAUGGGCGGCUGAAUGUUUGAAUAAUAAGUGUGUCUGUAAAAACAAUUACAUUUCUCUUAAUGAAACAACUUGUUCUGUACCUAUCGGUGGAAUGUGUACCACAAAUAAAGUAUGCAGAGUCGAAAAUUCGAUUUGUAUUGAUAACAAAUGUCAAUGCAGUCCUUACUAUGACUCUGUGUCUAAUAAUGAAUGUAAACCAGUAAAUUAUAAAUACUGUGUGACAAAUGAUGACUGUAUGGAUAAACCACAUAAAGAAUGCGCACAAAAUAAAGAAUGUGUUUGUAAAACUAAUUACAUCAUGAUUAACGAAUCAUCGGUUGUUUAUUGUAAUGAACUUAUUGAUUGUGGAGACCCAUGGCAUGCAAAAUGUUCGAUUAAUCACAAUUGUUUGUGUAACUCAAAUACUACACAAUAUAAUAGAGCAACAUGUUUACCAUUGAUAGGUGGCGCUUGUUGGAAAGAUGGUCAAUGCAUAGUUGCAAAUUCUUCAUGUAUUGAUUAUCAUUGCCAAUGUAACUCCCCAAAUUAUGUAUAUGCCGCCAAUAAUAUUUGUGCGCCUAGUCAGUAUGAUCAUUAA